Messenger RNA from Corticium candelabrum, 981 nucleotides. RefSeq lists its product as uncharacterized. The coding region runs from base 1 to 849 and encodes 282 amino acids. The record is from RefSeq and is a predicted model, not a curated record. The transcript has 3 exons. Gene Ontology annotation, molecular function: calcium ion binding. NCBI's taxonomy places the organism in Eukaryota, Metazoa, Porifera, Homoscleromorpha, Homosclerophorida, Plakinidae.
AUGGCUAGAAAAUCGCUUGCUCUGCAUACUCUUCUUCUCGUUGCGGCUUCAUGCUUCUACAAUGCAGAUGGCUGUGACUUUGAUCUGAUAUUGGUGUAUGUCUGCCAUAUACAACAAUCUGUACCCAUAUGCUAUGCGGAAUACCGCUGCCAUACACCAUUUCUUCGACUUCCCAAGCGGAGUGUGCCAGAUGAUGGCAUCAUUGAAUGCGUACCAACGAAAUUGAGUGAAUUCGACUGUGAUGAAGACGACCAAGUCAGCUAUCGCGAGUUUGUUGUAGCUUUGACACUCGAUGAAAAUAACGAUACAUCUAGAAGAGCUUUUGAAGAUGCAGAUAAGAACGGAGAUAAAUAUUUAAACGCAGAAGAACUGAGGAAUAUGGCUGCAAGAAAUCGCUACUGUCUGCAAGAGCAAAGUCGCCACCGGCAAGUGUUCGAUGAUCAACUGCCAGGAAAUUUUGACUUGUACGAUACAAACAAAAAUGGAGAGAUCGACGGGAUAGAAUUCAGCGAUCAAGUAAACAAAAUACACAAUGGAACCAUGACAGUAAAUAGUUUUGGCAUGAUAAUGAAGAAAAUGGCCGGAUGUGAUGGCGUCAUUUCUAGAGAAGAUUUUGACAUGGCUGUGGGCGUGACGAUGCCGUGGUUGUUCCAACCAGGUGACGGAGAGGAAGGAGACGAGCAACAACAGCUGCUGCAAAAACAAAUAGAGGAAGAAGCUGAGCUAGAGAAAGACGGUGAUCCAGCUGACGGGUACGACGGCCAGUCGAAAAACGUGAACGAUAGUGACGACAAAGAAGACAAGGAAGGUGUAAAAGCAGAGAGGCAAGAUGUUGUGCGCAGAGAAUAGCGUUUGGAUGUCACAGCUGAUUGUCUGCGGACUCGUCUGCAACGGGACUAAAAAUAGCUCGUUAUAGAAGUACUAGGUGUUGUUCUUGCUGUUGCUGCAUGCUGAUAAUUGUUUCUAUACGUCUGCAUGCAU